Tetrahymena thermophila SB210 is the source of this 1269-nucleotide messenger RNA. RefSeq names its product transmembrane protein, putative. The transcript is spliced from 2 exons. NCBI's taxonomy places the organism in Eukaryota, Ciliophora, Oligohymenophorea, Hymenostomatida, Tetrahymenidae. The record is from RefSeq and is a predicted model, not a curated record.
AUGACAUAGUCCUUCAAGCUUUUUAAAAUAAAUCUGAUUUAUGCUAUUCUAAUAAUAAUUUAAAUCCAUACUUUACUGGGAUAAACGACAUAUUCUGGUGCAACCUUGAGAAAUGAAUUAUUCUAAGUAUUAGAAAUAAAUAACCGCUACAAAUUUAACUAUGAAUAAUUAAAUAAAAUAUUCUGGUUAAAUUUAUUUGCCUCUUAACCUUAAAAAUCAGAAUAUUACAUUAUAUAAAUAGAUUUUUACUCUCAAGAUCCAUCUUCUAAAAUCAAAGCUUGUCUUAAUUUCUAACAAUAGAAUAUUUAAUAAAAUGAUAAUCAGAAUUGUUAAAUUACUGAUUUUGAUGCUACUAACGAGAAAUUAAGUUAGCAUUUAUUAGUUAUUAAAAAACAAGAUGUUAAUUUACAGUCUAAUAAAAUUCCAUUCUUAGUUAUUUACGAAGAUAACUUAAAUAGCAUGUAAAACUAAUAUGAAAACUCUUCAAAUUCUUUAGAGUAUGAAAUCUCAAUUUAUUUUUCUAACUCUUAUCCAUGCCAUAAUAAUUGCCACGGACUUUAAGGCAUGUGUAACUCAUAGUAUGGUACUUGCGCUUGUAAAUAAAAUUACAUAGGUAGUGAUUGUAGUGUAUAACUUAAUCCACUUGCUCUACUGGAAAAUAUUAACAUUACAAAUACAUCUAUUUUAAAUGAAGAAGACUAUUUUAAAAUUGAAAUGGACCUCAACAUUUUACACCAAAAUAAUAAUGUUGCUUCUCUCUUCCUUUAAGCAAUAUAAAAUCCUUAAAACCUAAAAAUAUUUAUGUUAUUUAAUGACUAUGAAAUGCCAAGCGAAACAAACUAUCAUUUUAUAUUUGAAAUGACCAGCAAUUAGAUCAUCAUAUCAAACCUUGAAAACCUAUGCAAAUAAAAAAUUUUUAAUCCAGAGCUAAGCAAUCCUAAUGUACAAACCCUGGUAAAUAUUUUUGCAAAACUAGAAAAUACUAAUUUAUUAGAUAAUUAAAAUAAAUAAAUUAACGAUAAAGAUAACGAAAAUAAUCAUAAUGUCUUAGUUUAUAAUAAUAGUGAUGGAUUUUUAAUUAAAAAUAAUAAAAAUGACCAAAAAUAGAAUCAAGUAUUUGAACAUUUGAUAAUUGCGCUUGUUUCAUUUACAGCAGCUAUUUUUAUAUGUGUUUUAGUUAUUAAAAUGACUUAAGUAAUGAUAAAAAAAGAUGAUCAAUAAGAAUCAAAUAAAAAUUUUUAAAUAAUUAGUAAGAUUGCUUAUGUAUGA